GCGCUUCCAGGCAGCAGAGGCCGAGGACCUGCCACCGACGCAGAUCCGCGAGGAUCUACGAGUGGAGGGUGACGCGUCCAUUGUCCAUGAAUGCCUGGUGCCUCUGGUCGAGAAAAUUGUCCACCUCGACGUUUCUGAAGAGGACCUUCUGCGCUUGGUUCCGAGCGUCGUACCAGCGCUGUAUGGAGCCAGCCUCUUCAAGAUCGGCGCGGGCUUCUCCGACAUUACCUCGACGUGCGACGGAGUCUUGCGGCAUCUGACAGAGGAGGAGUGCGCUGGCGUCUGGAAUCUGGGGGUCGAUGGGGCUUCCUUCGUGAACGUGCUCUCCAACGCGCGGAUCACACAGAUUGCGAAGUCCUACGGGUCCACGCCCUUGGCCGCCCUUCUCCUGGACUUUGUCUUCGCAGGAGGCCGGCACCCCGCUGGCUUCAAGCUCUUUCCCACGGCACAGGCGCCGCGUGCGGCCAUGGAUGGUCCCGCAUUACAGGACCUGCCGCAGUGGGUCCAGGACUGCAUGGACGAGCUGAAAACCAGCGAGGAGAGGCAGGCCAACGCCGACCGCAAGGUGGACAUUAUGGAGGCAGUCUGCGUCGUCUCCUUGGGCGGUGCGGCGAAAAGCCACCUGCUGCAAUUCUUCCACGAUGCAGCAACCAGUUGUGGCGGGCCGCGGCCCCUCUGCGACAACGAGGGCAGAGCACCGUUUCGUCGCGAGGUCGGGAACUUUUCCGCCCUCGCGCUGCUAUGCCAGCAGCAUGGCAAGGUGGUGUACGUGCCAGACGAGUGGGGUCUGGCCAUACACCCGAUGCGCGGGGCGGCGCCAAAGGGUACGUCCACUGCACAGAUGAUGUCUAUGCAGGCC
Molecule: messenger RNA, 859 nt
Organism: Symbiodinium necroappetens
Lineage: Eukaryota; Dinophyceae; Suessiales; Symbiodiniaceae
Source: the annotation of a GenBank genome assembly